This is a messenger RNA of Alternaria incomplexa, 1041 nucleotides long. RefSeq lists its product as uncharacterized. The transcript has a single exon. Gene Ontology annotation, molecular function: sequence-specific DNA binding; DNA-binding transcription factor activity, RNA polymerase II-specific. Gene Ontology annotation, biological process: positive regulation of transcription by RNA polymerase II. The record is from RefSeq and is a predicted model, not a curated record. Bases 1 to 1041 code for a protein of 346 amino acids. Lineage: Eukaryota; Fungi; Ascomycota; Dothideomycetes; Pleosporales; Pleosporaceae.
AUGGCCGAGCACCUGGUCAAAUGCCGCCGCAUACCAAUUUUCGUUCAGAUCAUCAAGUAUCGCCUACUGUGUGGUGAUAUCAUCCAGACUCUGCACAGUCACCGUCGAAGAAAUCAGUCGGAUGAGGAACUCCGCCACCGUAGAGAUGAAUUCGCUGCCGACCUCAGAGUUUGGCGACUGAAUGCCGAAACCGUCGCUCAUCCGGGUUCUCUGGAUGAAGGCAGGCCUUCAUCUUGCUUCACCUCGCCAACCUGGUUCGAGAUGAUAUACCAUAACGCCGUGCUAAUGCUCCAUCGACCGUCGCCCACACUGGACACGUCAAGAGACUCAGUUGCGGUACAAGCGAUUUUCGCCUCCUCUCAGGCUUCCAUAUCCUCGUACGCUAGCCUUCAUCGUAUGGGGCUCUUGAAUCACAGCUGGCUCUCAUUACAAGCUUUGUUUAUGGCAGGGUUAUCAUAUGUGUACGCUGUAACGAUGCACUACCAGGCCAUUCGGAGACAGCAAGGUCAACGACUAGGUGGUCUGCUGAUCAGAGACCCAAGCACUAUGGAAGUGAUUAGCGACACACGAACAUGCUCAAACGUCCUUGUAGCGGUAUCGGAAAGAUGGAAGUCGUUGCAACGCUGCGUCGAUGUCUUCAACAGGCUGAGCGAUGCUAUCCUAAUCGACGUUAUCAAAUUCAGCACACACCCCAUCGCCGUCACCACCCCUGCGGCCAACAGCACAGAAGACAGUGCCCACCAGUGCAACAAUCGGUCGGAGCUGGCGGCGGAUACAGACUCGAAUGAGUUGGGCCAGCCUCACUGGAUGCACGCACAAUACCUUCAACCUGUCGGAGCCGAUGGAAUGGUGUCUAAUGCAUCCCCACUGGCGAUCGAGAAUGAAUUCAAGGGCUCUGCGUAUGAUCUACGACAAAUGUACGAUCAACAACAAGUCGACAUGUCUGUGUAUCGGUUCUCUCAGGCGUGGUUCGACAGCUUCGACUUGUACGGUGGUAUGGAACCUCAGCUCAACGACAUGACAAUGGAUACGCAUUUUUGA